GAUGGGGGUUCGGAGGGGACGGAACAGGUUAGGGCUGCGCUCCCUGCCCUUCUCCAGGAAGGUCUCCUAUUUCGACGGCGAGUUCGAGAGGUUGUACCAGCGCCGGGUUCUCCCUGCCUCCGGCCCCGAAUACUGCCGGCUUAUGGAGCCCCUGCUCCGGUGCUGCACACCCCCGAGACGCCACAGCGGCAGCCGGGCCCGGGGCAGGCUCGCUCUCGCAGCUGGAGUCCUACUCUUACUCGGCUGCAUCCUGCUCUGCAGCCGCCCCGGCUCCAGAUUUCUGAGUUACUGCGGCCGGGCUUUGCUCAUUCAGUUACUGCCUUACUGGGACUGGACGUUAUAUUCCAAUACUGACUGCCUGAUCAGGAACCCUUAUUACUUUGAGAGCGGCCUUGAGUCUUUGCAGCUCUCAGACUGCAUCACUGUGUGUCAACGAUAUCCAAAAGUGGAAUUUCUGCGCAAAGUAGAUCCAAAAGUUGUUCUCCAGAAUUAUCUACGUCAGAAUCUACCUGUCAUAAUAACAGAUGGGGCAGAAGAAUGGGUUGCACAGAGAGAGUUUACUCUGCCAUUCCUAACUCAGUUAUACAGUGGUCACCCAGUUCUGCAGAGCACAGAAGUGUGCAGUUAUUGGGACUCUCUUCACUCGGUGGAGGAUACUCCUAUGGCCUUCUUUGAAAAAGUCCGUCAACAGAGGCUUAACCAGUGGGCAAUUCAGUGGAAGAAUUGCAACAAAGCAGCUGCAAAGGUAAUCCGUGCGUUUUAUCACCGACCCUACUUCCUUCCUCCGGUAGUGGAACUGGCAGAGUCCAACUGGUUGCUGAUGGCAUCGCAAGAAGAGAAUGGCGCUGUAGAGGACACAUUUGUCAAGGUGAAAGAUCAUGAUGGGGACUUGUUGAUGUGGAUCGCUCAGCUACAGGGAAUCUUUGAAGUUCAACUCUUACCCAAGGACGUAUGUGCAAGCAAAUGCACCCAUUAUACCUUGAAGCUCUCUCCUGGAGAGAUAGUUGCUAUACCACUUCAGAUGUGGGAGGUUCAGUAUCGUCCAUUUAGUUCCAUUGCCAUAGGUCUUGCUGCAACAGGUAACUGGCUUCAAGAUCCCAGGUAAUGAUGCAAGAAGUGACUCCACAAGGCCAUACAUCUUGCCUCAGGAAAUAUCAGAUUUGGACUGGCUAAGUUGGUGCCUGCAUCUCUGAGCUUGAAUCUAUAUCCUUGGAGAGACCAUCCAAUUUUAUUUGCCUUGAUAUAGCUCUGAUGUUUAGAAUGUUUAAAUCCUCAUUUUUGUGGGGUUUCUGUAAGUCCAGAAUAAUGAUAAGGUUGGCCCAUUGGAUGAUGAAGGGAUAUCUAGACUUCAAGCAGUCAUUAUGGUUGGGGCCCAAAUUAAUUCAGAAGGUAGGAAAAAUGCUACAUUGAGUUGGAUAUUUUCUUAUCCGUUUAAAAAACUGGUCCACUGGUACAAAUCAUAAUUGACAAUGAAAUAUUGAACCUCAUUCAAAGGACGUGCAGUACAAAUAAGGGAAAGCAAUGCUGCUUCAGUUAUGCACAACAUUGACAAGGCCCCACAUGGAGCAUUGCAAAGAGUUUUAAACAUCAUACCUCAGGAAGGAUACUUUGGUUUAGGAGGGGAAUUUGGCAUAAAUUCACCAGAAUAAUGCUGGGAUUUAGAGGGUUAAAUUGAAGACAAGCUGCCUUGACUUUAGAAGGUUAAGUGGUAACCUGACAAGGAUAGGGGUAGCUAUGAAGAAACCAUUCUUGACUGAGGAAUACAGAAUAAGAGUGCAUAAUCUUAAACUUGGAGGUAUCCCACUUAGGAGUAACAUCAGAAAGAACAUUUUAUACAAAGACAGUGAAAUCUGGAACUACUUAAAGGCUGUGGAUAGUGGGAUUAUUGACAUUUUCAAAACUGAGCUCAAUAUAUUUUUGUUAUGUCAGUAUAUCAAAAGGUUGAGAAAAAAUAGAGGUGAGGUACGGAUCAAGUAUGAUCUAACAAAGUAAUGGAAAACAAAGGAGCUGAAUAGCCUGAUCCUGUUCCUUUGAUUAAAUUUUUGUCAGUAUGCUUCCCUUAAGCUGUUCAUAAUUUUUCCUUCAAACUGCUUAAAAUAAGUCCUCUCCUCUUGGUAAACAUGAAAAUGUAAUAAAUCUUCCUGCUUUUAGAGUUUAAAAAAGGAGGACAGCAUGGCAGAAAUUGGUUCAUUUUUAAAUGGAGACAGAAGGCUGCUGAUCUGAGGAGGAGGGGUACUAAUCUCUAGUGGGACAACAACUCUUUCUUCCUUUGAAGACCAGAGUAUAACCCCAAGGAUGUGUACUUGAAGGAGCUGCAGUUCUGAGAAGAGAAAAAGAUCUUAACAUUUUUUCAGCAGUAGUGGAGAAGGGCUACAAAGCUCUCCAGGGGAUUGUGGUUGUGGACCACAAACGGACAUUGGGGCAGUUCUCUGUAGGCAAAUCUCCAUGUCAUGAUUGGAAAAGUAUUUCAUAUGUGAAAGGAGAAGUGACUUCAGAAAAGAAUUGGAGGUAGGGAUCUGUGAAUGUCUGCAACAGAAAUAUGGCUGCACAUCUCUUGGAAUAGGAGACUAUUGGUUUCUAAUUGAUUAGGGGCGACACAGUGGCUCAGUGGUCAGCACUGCUGCUUCUCAGCUCCAGGGACCUGGGUUUG
This is a messenger RNA of Rhincodon typus (whale shark), 2650 nucleotides long. RefSeq lists its product as uncharacterized. NCBI's taxonomy places the organism in Eukaryota, Metazoa, Chordata, Chondrichthyes, Orectolobiformes, Rhincodontidae. The record is from RefSeq and is a predicted model, not a curated record. The transcript is spliced from 7 exons. The coding region runs from base 2 to 1105 and encodes 367 amino acids.